Molecule: messenger RNA, 318 nt
Organism: Symbiodinium necroappetens
Lineage: Eukaryota; Dinophyceae; Suessiales; Symbiodiniaceae
Source: the annotation of a GenBank genome assembly
AUGGAGCGGGUGCGGCAGUAUGUGAAGGAUGAGCAAGGUCACGGUCUGCCGACAAGAGAGGGCGAGGACUGCGACCUGAAAGUAAUCUACGAAGUGUUUGGACGGGCGUGUUACAAGCCGUUUGAUAACGUCGCCACGGCGCUAUUCAGUCCCAAGAGCACCGACUGUGUGCUUGAUCUAGGCUGCACAUCGGCACGGCUUCGGCCAUGGUUUCUUGAACAGGGCAUCUCCGGUGCCGAUGUGAGCCGACUGGAAGGACACGGUGCAGAGCCUGGGCCAGGAUGCCCGAGUGACGCACCAGAAAGCCGUACUGCAUGA